Messenger RNA from Salvia hispanica, 495 nucleotides. The record is from RefSeq and is a predicted model, not a curated record. Lineage: Eukaryota; Viridiplantae; Streptophyta; Magnoliopsida; Lamiales; Lamiaceae.
AAAAACUCUAAGAAAAAAGUGCCUAUAAAUGUGCAGCAGAAAUCUUCACACUCGAGACAUUCACACUCUUCGUGCUCUCCGCCACCAUCUCUUCUUUCCUCUUGUCAAAUUUUCAGAUCCAUUUCAUUUUUCCCUGUUCCUUUUGAUCCCAUGGCUUCUUUCACUGCUUCCUCUGUUUCCAUCUCCUCUGCCUUUUGCUCCUUCAACCAAACCCAGGGUUCUAAUUUGAGGAAGGUGUCAGUUUCCUUCAGCGGAAAGAGUUUGCCUUCUCAGAGGCUUCCACUGCCUCGCUUCCGAAUUUCUUGCGCGGCCAAACCCGACACAGUCAAUAAAGUGGUUGAGAUCGUGAAGAAGCAAUUGGCUCUUCCUGAUGAUCGACAGGUCUCUGGAGACUCGAAGUUUCAAGUGCUUGGUGCUGAUUCUCUUGACACGGUAAUACUUCCCCAAUUAUGGCCGUAUUGUGUAAUUUGUGGUAUACUUAAAAGGAAAAAUUAA